Serpula lacrymans var. lacrymans S7.9 is the source of this 969-nucleotide messenger RNA. RefSeq lists its product as uncharacterized. Lineage: Eukaryota; Fungi; Basidiomycota; Agaricomycetes; Boletales; Serpulaceae. Bases 1 to 969 code for a protein of 322 amino acids. The record is from RefSeq and is a predicted model, not a curated record. The transcript has 3 exons.
AUGUCCACAGUUUCUACCACUAUGGGAGCUACUGAGCAGCUUUCAAAUCAUCCUGAGAUGCCAGUAACUUCAACUCUCGAUGCACCAUUUGAAUUUCAACCUCGAGACAAUCACAUUCGCAUCACGACACCUCCCCCUCCCUUACCUGACUCUGAUCCUUCCUUCAGCUCUCUUGUAGUACCAAGCGGUGGUAAACAUGACCAGAAGCGCUACAGUGAUCGCAAGAGGUGUCAAUAUACCCCGUAUCCCAAUGGCUUCAAAUCAUUUUCAUCACCCAUUUGUUCACCUCCACCAUAUUUGCCCGAAUGCCACCACUUAUCUAGGAACAAGAUGUACGAGUACAAGUGUAAUUUAACUGAACUAGGAGAUAUGCCUGACUCUGCAGUGUGUGAGGCAUAUCAUGCACAGAGGGCAGGACAAGAGAAACUCCGCUGCCAGGUGCAAUUAUAUGCAUGGGGGGUCGUAGAAUCUUCAAGAACUGCAAAUGUUUAUAGGGAGCUAUUGAAUUCCAGCACAGAGGCUCUCACUCAAAGAGAUUCCGAUGUAGAGGGCAUGGAGGAAUACAUGCACCAGAAGGGAAUUGUUGUGGAUGAGGGUGACCUGAUGAAUUUGGAGUCCCUCGGCUUUCAACCUUUGGUUGAUGAAGGUUUCUGCAAUGGCGACAAACAUGACUUAAAGGAGAAUGUUGAUGAAUUUACCGCAGCUGAGAUUGGGGAAUUUGACACAGAGGGGAAUGCUGAAUACACCUCAGACGGGAUUACAGAAUCCGACACAGAGGAAAACACCACUUUAGCCCUUUGGCUCACGCCUCAUGCAAUGUCAUCUGAUAAUGAAAGCGCCAAUGAGAUGGUUUCUCAUUCCCGUGAUUCUCCCAAUUCUCCUCCUCAUUCAAUGACAGCUUUUGAGGACGAGGACCAAAACAGUGACAGUGAAGAGGAGAGCGUCAAGGGUGUGGAAUUGGCAGAAUAA